AUGGCCGUAGCAGGACCUUCCGAAGAGGGUAGAGGGGUAAAUUCGCCUUCCGCGCCUGCCUCGGAGGGCGCAAUGCGAGGGGAAAAAGAAGGUUCUGGAGAAGAUGCCCAGGCAGCAGCGGAAGCUGCCGAAGCGGCAGCCGCUUUAGACCUCAGUGAGCUAGUUGGGGGCGAUGCGGAUAUUGCAUAUGAGCAAGAACUGCGGCGCGAUCCAUACCAACUAAAGGUUUGGCUUGCCUAUCUAAAGAGCAGAGCGGAGGCGAAGCCGGCAAUUCGGUUCGUGAUCUACGAGAGAGCAGUCCGAUCUCUGCCGGGGAGCUAUAAGCUGUGGAGGCGAUAUCUCUUGGAACGUGUGGCUCUCUGCAAGAGCAUAGCGCAGCCUCCCUCGGGGCCCUCAGCAGCUCCUCUGUAUGCAGCUACCAAUGCGGCGUUUGAGAGGUGUCUAGUCCACCUUUCCAGGAUGCCAGAGAUUUGGCGUAUGUAUUUAAGCUUUCUGCAGGAGCAGCAGCAGCUCACGCGCUGUCGCCGGGCAUUCGAUGCCGCGCUGAGGGCGCUUGCAGUGACGCAACACGAACUCUUGUGGUCAGAUAUGAUGGAUUACGUCAAGAAAUGCGGCGUCUCCGAAACGGCCGUGUGUAUGUACCGGCGCUGGAUAAUGCUGGAGCCAGAAAGGGGUGACGAGUUCGCGCUGUACUUGAGCAGCAUUGGCCGUUAUGAUGAAUCCGCGAGUCAGCUUGCGGCUAUGGCGAGCGACCCCACCAUUACUCCCGCCUCGGGGAGGACGCGUCACGAGCUUUGGCUCGAACUGUGUAAGCUUGUAGCCGCGCAUUCCGACUCGAUUCAUUCUAUGAGGGUCGAAGACAUCUUGAGGAGCGGCAUCGCACGCUUUUCAGACGCAGUGGCCUCUCUGUGGUGCUCCUUGGCAUCUCACUAUGUUCGCAUGGGACUGAUGGCGAAGGCGAGGGAUAUCUACGAAGAAGCUGUCUCUUCAGUUUCCACCAUAAGAGACCUCGCCCUCGUGUAUGAGGCGUACGCUGCCUUUGAGGAGGCUGUAGUUGCCAAGCUGCUGCAGGGGCAGCAGCAGGAGCAGCACGCGGAUCCUGCAGCUGCUGCAGCUGCGGCAAAGGAAAUCGAUUUUGCCAUAGCUCGCCUGGAACGGCUUACCGAGAGGCGACCCCUCCUCAUCUCGUCUUGCAAGCUUCGUCAGAACCCCCACAACGUGCAUGAGUGGUUGGCGAGAGCCGAGUUGAUGCAAGACGAUCCGAAGAAGGUUGUCGAGACGUUUACGGAGGCUGUUGCAACUGUGAAGGCGGAUCAGGCAGUUGGUCGUGUGGGAGUUUUAUGGAUCGCGUUUGCACGUUUUUACGAGGCACACGGAGACCUCGAGAACGCAGCCAAAGUUUUUGAACGGGCUGUCCAGGCUUCUUUCCGAACCAUUGACGAUUUGGCGUCAGUGUGGUGCGAGGCUGUCGAAAUGCAUCUGCGGCAUGGCCUCUUCAAAGAAGCCCUUCGGCUCGUUCGGUCGGCUGUGAGAAGCUCUCGGAAGAGCCAAGAGGCGAAGGAAGCGCAAAGCCGUCUUUUUAGAUCCGUCAAGCUUUGGGCUCUCACGGCUGACGUUGAAGAAAUGUUUGGAUCCAUGGAGACGGUCCGGGCAUGCUACGACAAAAUGUUUCAGCUAAAGGUCAUCACGCCUCAGCUGGUUAUCAAUUUUGCACACUACCUCGAGGAACGGGGAUACUAUGAGGAAUCUUUCCGUGUCUAUGAAAGAGGCAUUGCUGCUUUCCACUGGCCUCAUGUCAAUGCCAUUUGGCUCAUGUACUUGACCAAGUUCGUUUCUCGCUACCGCAGUACAAAACUCGAACGCGCUAGAGAAUUGUUUCAGCAAGCGACAGCAGACGUGCCUCCCAAAUACGCAAAAAAUCUGUUUCUGCUGUACGCAAAGCUCGAGGAGACUUACGGUCUUGCAAAGCACGCGCUUGCCAUCUACAGUGCAGCCACAAAGGCCGUGCUGCCUGAAGACAAGCUCGACAUGUUCUGUGUCUACAUUGCGAGGACGAGCGAGCUGUUCGGGGUUGCCCGAACGCGGAAGAUCUUCGAGGAGGCCAUCGAGACGCUUCCCUCUAAGGAUGUGCGGAGAGUAUGCAUGCGUUACGCCACUGUCGAGAAAUCUCUGGGCGAAAUCGACAGGGCGCGUGCUAUCUACCAGCACGCGGCAAAUCUGUGUGACCCUACUAAAGACCAAGAGUUCUGGGAUGAAUGGCGUAACUUGGAGGUUGCCUACGGCAACGAAGAUACCUUUAAGGACAUGCUGCGGAUUAAGAGAAGCGUGAUUGCACAGUACAGCCAAGUGCACCACAACGUUGCCGAGCUUACCGCGUCGGAGGUGCCUAAGCCGUUACCCGCGGACCCCGUGAAGGAGGCAGCUGCGCAGCUUGCGAGAGAAGAAGCUGAGCGGCAGCAGGCUUUGCGGCAGGAGGAGUCGCUUCAGGAGCAGCUGCGUUUCCAGCAGAAGCAACAAGCAGAAAUGCAAGAACUGCAACAGGCAGAAGCCGAGUUUCAGGAGUUGCAAAGGAGCAGGCGACAGGCUGCCACACUUGCGUCUCUGCAGAGUGACGCCCCGAUGUUUGUUGCGUCCAAGGCCUUCGACGGGGUGCGACUCGGAUAUGCCUUCAAGACAGGAGCCCAAGGACUUGGAUAUUAUUUGGACGAGGCUCAAGUGGGUAGGGCAUUUUUGGAGUCGCGCGAGAAGGCCUUCUUGCAAGGUGCGCGGCUACUAGGGAGGAGUCCUAGUAACACCGACAAGGCGCCUGUUAGAGCUCGACGGCAGCAGGAGGAGGUGGAUAUUGACCUAGACGACAUGCCUGUGGAGGAGAAGGGCGUACCUGACACUGUGUUUGGCUCCUUGAAGCGCCAAUGA
This is a messenger RNA of Cyclospora cayetanensis, 2916 nucleotides long. Its product is annotated as pre-mRNA-splicing factor SYF1. Gene Ontology annotation, molecular function: protein binding. Gene Ontology annotation, cellular component: post-mRNA release spliceosomal complex; Prp19 complex; U2-type catalytic step 2 spliceosome. The record is from RefSeq and is a predicted model, not a curated record. The coding region runs from base 1 to 2916 and encodes 971 amino acids. The transcript has 11 exons. Gene Ontology annotation, biological process: generation of catalytic spliceosome for first transesterification step; mRNA splicing, via spliceosome. NCBI's taxonomy places the organism in Eukaryota, Apicomplexa, Conoidasida, Eucoccidiorida, Eimeriidae.